This is a messenger RNA of Symsagittifera roscoffensis, 1784 nucleotides long. Its product is annotated as innexin unc-9-like. Gene Ontology annotation, molecular function: gap junction channel activity. Gene Ontology annotation, cellular component: plasma membrane; gap junction. Lineage: Eukaryota; Metazoa; Xenacoelomorpha; Acoela; Convolutidae. The transcript has 6 exons. The record is from RefSeq and is a predicted model, not a curated record. The coding region runs from base 306 to 1592 and encodes 428 amino acids.
AAUGGGUUCUUGUUCUGACUAUUUGAUCUCACGUUUGAUAAAUCUGCUCUCAAAUGUACCUUAUCUUAAUCAGACUAUCGAGUUGCCAUUUUGUAAUAACACUAAUGCGGGUUCAAACCAUAAAAACAUACAACUUCGAGCGAUAAGCUUGUUUGGAUUAACUUAAAGCUAUAACAUAACAACUAUAUUUAAUAUUACUCUUUUAGCCUCUGAGCUUCAAAAUUUCGAUCAAAAAUUUACGGCCGAAAGUUACAAAAUCUCCUUAACUUAAAAAAUUUGUAUUUUGUCUGAACAGACGGGCAGCCAUGUUUCCCUCAUUCUCUCAAUCGCAGUGUGGAUUUUGUGGGGAUCUUUGUGACCGAUUGGUUUCCUUCUACACGCCAUUGAUUCUUAUCGCAGUUGCAGUUAUCGUGGAAGGUCAAAUGCUUUUCGGUGAGCCAGCGACUUGUUUCACUACCACUGAAAUGAACUCGAAACAGGCAGAGUACGUGUCUGAGUAUUGUGCCGCCGCUGACUCUCAUUACACAUCAAUUGACUCCCUCGACUCAGGCGAAGAUGAACUUGAAACAGUUGAAAACCUGACCAAAAACGCACCGUUCUUUUUUCUUCUGGCUGCCCUCCUUCUGUACUACCCAUUUGCCGAGUGGAAGACGAUCUCCAGAUGUCUGGGCAUGGAUCUGGACUCCCUGAGGAAAACAGUGGAGAACCCAGUGUUGUCUUCCAGUGGACAAUGUGUGGAAAAGGUGGCAACCGUGGCUGCAAACCAGAUGGAAAACUACCUGCAAGUGAAGAGAAACAAAACUCCGGGCUGUUCUCCGUUCUUAUCCUGUCUCACCUGUCGAUGUCUGGUCUCGAUCAGUUACCUGUACCUCAAAGUGCAAUACCUGUUGGCCAUUGCCUUCUCCGCACUCCUGUUCACCUUCUGUGUCAACCCCUCCUUCUACUACAUGGGGGUGCCGAUGGUGAUGCAGUACCUGGACAAGUGCUGUCCUGAAAUAGUAGAGUUGAUGGGAGGGUACUCCGAGUUCACUUAUUCUGGAGUUGUGAUUUGUGACGUGGAAAUCAGCAAACUCGGAAUGAAACACAAAUAUACAAUUCAGUGUCUUCUAAACAGCAGAGAUUUGGUUCAAAAGAUUCUGAUUGCAGUCUGGUUUUGGUUUGUCCUAAUAACAAUCCUAACAAUCUUCAACUUCAUUAGCUGGAUUUUCCGAGUUACUUGCUGUUCGUACCAGACUGCCUACGUCAUCAACUCCGACUCGGAUCAGAAGAUUAACCAAUUUUUGGGCAAUGAGUUGAAACUGGAUGGACGAUUUUUAGUGCGGUUAUUUUCAGCUACUACCAACCCAGUGAUGGUCUCCGAAAUGGUGAAUGAAAUGUUCGCCAGGGCUGAGCAAGAAAACGAAGCAGAUGGCAACCCGACUGGUUUGGACGUGGGCAGCUUUGCACACCCCUCGGGUGCGGUGGGGGGAUACAUGAGCAUUAACUCGGACAGUUCAAAGCCACAACAGGUGCUGCCACCUCAAGUAUGGGGCUACAACAGUGAGGGGACGGAAGCAUACGAACUGAAGGCGCAGAGGUCGAGCGAACACUAAAAACUGAAGCAAAUAUCUAACUCUCAAUGGACAGUCUUUUGCCAUCUAUAUUUAAUCAAUAUGAUUGUGAAAAUAGCAAUCUUGAAAAUAAUUUUCUUCAGAACUAAAUGGAAUUUCAGAAAUUACUUGUACAGUAAUUUUUGAUUCUACCUGUUUCUAAAAUUUACCAGAAUAAACCACUUUGAACCGAUU